GGCACGGUUACUUCGCUUCCUACUGCCGCGUACUACUUCGACUCAAGUCAUGAAUAACCCGUCCACUGCGUCCAGAACUCGGCAUUCAGACCGUCCAUAGCAGUGAUAAUUGUGACAAUUACCCGAGCCGGUCUUCUCUCGGUGGAUCACAUGAUCGAUAUAGCCGUUCCGUUCCCGAGGACAUUGAUGUCCCUGCUAUGACGCAGCGUGCACUGAAGCCAUCUGUUGAAACUACUACCACCUAAAUUUCCUACCCUGGGCCCAUUUGAUCAUUCCAACGUUGAUCAGCCGCGAUAGUGCUUGAAUAUUGAUGCAUCCAUCAUGCGAGAACAUCUCGAGGACAAUUCCAUACCGAUUUCGUUCUGACACCACGGAAGACACUCGGGUAUAACCACGGAGUUAUUUACAGCAAGCCCUGUUUCUGUUAUCAUCACGUGGCAUAUCCAAUGCUGCUUAGCUUGUUGCAACUCUGACACUCCAUAUGGAAUUGUACAUGGAGCAGGGCAGCAGGAGACAAGCUGAAAUCCACAGUGAUCUAGCCCAACAAACGUCUCCAGAACCCAACCAAAUACCACCACCAUUGAUCGUCAUGUCGCAGGGUAGCAUCCGCGCAUGGGGCUGGCUUUUCCUGGUGGGGGCUUAGUCAGUCACUGCUACCCCGGCGGGGCGACUGACCCUUCAUGCGGGAGGGAUGGCCAGAAAGGGAAACCCUCACAGGUCACGGUCUUACGAUUUCUGUCUCACCACCCAUCAGGGGAAUCCACUUAUUUUCCGUUUUAACGCGCUUCAAUUGCCCUCUACUCCUGGUUCUUGCCAACUUCUUCUCGUUCUCAGCCCAAAUCCUUAGACUUACGCACGCUAUACACACAGCUUAACCCACUGAUUAUGGCAGCAACACCCAAGGAACUCGUCCCCGAGACCGAAUCCAUUGCCGACGUCUACGCUUCAGACGAGUCUUCAGGAGUCUCACCAGAAGUUCAGGCGCGCUGGAAUGGUUUGAUCUCUGGCUUUACCAAGCUGUACGGACACCGCCCCGAUUUCGUAUCUCGCAGCCCCGGUCGCGUCAACAUCAUCGGUGAGCAUAUCGACUACUCGCUGUACGACGUAUUGCCUACCGCUGUUAGCGUGGAUGUGCUUAUUGCCGUCAAGGUCGUCCCCUCAGAUGGCGAGCCUUUCGUUAAGAUCUCCAAUGUGAACCCGGAGAAGUUCCCGACCCGGGAGUUCAGCGUCCCCCGGACUACCGACAUUGAAAUCGAUCCGAAAAAGCAUGAAUGGGUGAAUUACUUCAAGUCUGGCAUUCGGGGUGCCCUGAAAUUUUUGCGUGAAAGAUACCCGGAUCCAUCGUUUGCGCCUGCUAGUAUAGAGGUUCUGUUGGACGGCAACGUUCCACCUGGUGGUGGUAUCUCUAGUAGUGCGGCAUUUGUCUGUUCCAGUGCAUUGGCGGUUCUGAAAGCAAACAACCACAAUGUCUCCAAACAGGACCUUUUGGACCUGGCAGUCGUCUCUGAACGUGCAGUUGGAGUCUACUCUGGGGGCAUGGACCAAGCAGCUUCCAUCUUCUCUGCUCGAGGAUAUUUACUCUACACCCAAUUCUUCCCCAACUUCGCCGUGCAGCAUGUUCCUAUCCCGAAGGCCGAGCAUGAGAUUACCUUCCUAGUCGCGCAGAGCUUCGUCACAUCUAAUAAGGCUGACACUGCUCCACGCCGGUAUAACUUGCGUGUAGCUGAAUGCACUCUCGCCGCUGUGGUGCUAGCCAAACUGAACGAUGUGACCCUACCCAAGGAUAACAGCUCUCUUGGGUACAGCCUUCGUAACUUCCAUAACGAGUUCAUGCGAAAAGAAGGGCGGCUUGGGGAUCCUCUCGAAUACCAAGUUGACUCCGUCAUUCAAGCCGCCAUGGAGCAGCUUACCCAGGAGGAAGGUUACACACGAGAAGAGAUAGCCAAGCUUUUGGAGAUAACCGUACCAGAACUCGAGGCCCAAUUUCUGUCCUCGUUCCCUGUCCAAGCUGAGCGCUUCCUUCUUCGCCAGCGCGCCCUGCACUGCUUCAAGGAAGCCCGUCGUGUUUUGGACUUCAAAGCCUGCCUUUCCAAGACAAACACACUUGAUGAGCACCAUAUCCUCUACUUGGGCCAACUGCUCAAUGAAUCUCAAGAGUCGUGCCGCACGCUGUAUGAGUGUAGCUGUCCGGAAGUCGAUGACAUUUGCGCCAUAGCCCGCCGCGCAGGCACCUGGGGCAGCCGACUGACUGGAGCUGGGUGGGGAGGCUGCACUGUCCAUAUGCUCCCGCAAACGAAGGUCGAUGCUGUCAUCAAGGCCCUCAAGGAGGAAUACUACUAUAAGAAAUUCCCUGAUAUCAGCGAUGAGAAGAUGGCACAUGCGAUGGUCAUCAGCAAGCCGUCCAACGGUUCCUUUAUGUAAGUUAUAUCUGGAAAUUCUGAUGUAUCUUUUCCUGGGUAAAGAGACAGGAACUAAUAAUUCUUCACAAUUUAUAGGAUUACGGGAGCUGCAAUUUCGCAGGUUGAGAUCUAAAUGACUACUAUUCAGCAUGCAAUAACGACCUCAAAUUUACUCAUUUGCCUCCUGUAACUGUUUGCAUAUGUGAUAUAUGCACUUAAUAUGUUUACCAUAAUAUACUAUAUGCUAUGCACUUGAAAGAAAGCUACUUUUACAUACCAUAUAAUACAAAAACCUUGUUGUGAA
Messenger RNA from Monascus purpureus, 2703 nucleotides. The record is from the annotation of a GenBank genome assembly. NCBI's taxonomy places the organism in Eukaryota, Fungi, Ascomycota, Eurotiomycetes, Eurotiales, Aspergillaceae.